Castor canadensis (American beaver) is the source of this 6138-nucleotide messenger RNA. RefSeq names its product calmodulin regulated spectrin associated protein 1 (gene Camsap1). Gene Ontology annotation, biological process: negative regulation of microtubule depolymerization; neuron projection development; cytoplasmic microtubule organization. Lineage: Eukaryota; Metazoa; Chordata; Mammalia; Rodentia; Castoridae. Gene Ontology annotation, molecular function: calmodulin binding; spectrin binding; microtubule minus-end binding. The record is from RefSeq and is a predicted model, not a curated record. Gene Ontology annotation, cellular component: microtubule minus-end.
UCCCCGAAGCCGCGCACGCGCCACCGCCACCGCCGCCGCCCCCGGCCCGCGCCCGCCCGCCGCUGCCUUCCCGGCCCGCUUGGCACCUCCUCGGCCUCGGCUCGGCGCCCGCAGCAUGCAGCAGCAGCAGCCUCGGCGGCGGCGGCGGCGGCCGUGAGGCGAGGGCCGUGCGCCCCGGCGGGCCGGCGCGGCAGGGCGGCGGCGCCUUUGUUGAGGCCGGGCCGCCGCGGCCUUUGUCUGCAGAUGGUGGACGCCGGCGGCCGCCCCGCCGCGGAGGGCUGGAGAAGAAUGGAGGCCCCACCGGACAGCGCCGACCUGGUGCCGCUGGAUCGCUACGACGCGGCGCGGGCCAAGAUUGCCGCCAACCUGCAGUGGAUAUGCGCGAAGGCCUACGGCCUAGACAACAUCCCUGAGGAUCUUAGAGACCCUUUUUACAUCGACCAGUACGAGCAAGAGCACAUUAAACCGCCUGUUAUCAAGCUACUUCUGUCCAGUGAGCUGUACUGUCGUGUCUGCAGCCUCAUCCUGAAAGGAGACCAGGCAGCCUCUUUACAAGGACACCAGUCUGUCAUUCAGGCCCUGUCUAGGAAGGGGAUCUAUGUGAUGGAGAGUGACGACACCCCUGUGACUGAUGUUGACCUCGGCCAUGCACCCAUAAAGAUGAGUGCCCACAUGGCGAUGGUGGAUGCUCUCAUGAUGGCCUACACAGUGGAGAUGAUCAGCAUUGAGAAGGUGGUGGCCAGCGUUAAGCGCUUCUCCACAUUCAGCGCCUCGAAAGAACUUCCAUAUGACCUUGAGGAUGCCAUGGUGUUCUGGAUCAACAAGGUAAAUCUUAAAAUGAGAGAGAUAACAGAGAAAGAAGUUAAAUUAAAACAGCAGUUACUGGAAAGCCCAGCUCAUCAAAAGUCUCCCUCCAAGUGGUAUUGGAAGUUAGUGCCCGUCCGCUAUCGGCGAGAGCACCUUUCUGCUAGGCAGUCACCCUACUUCCCGUUGUUGGAGGACUUGAUGAGAGACGGCAGUGAUGGCGCUGCUCUCUUAGCAGUGGUUCACUAUUACUGCCCAGAGCAGAUGAAACUGGAUGAUAUAUGUCUGAAGGAGGUGCCAUCUAUGGCUGAUAGCCUGUAUAACAUCCGGCUUCUGAGGGAGUUCUCCAAUGAGCAUCUGAACAAGUGCUUCUAUCUCACCCUGGAGGACAUGCUGUAUGCUCCCCUGGUGCUGAAGCCGAAUGUUAUGGUUUUUAUUGCUGAGCUUUUCUGGUGGUUUGAGAAUGUCAAACCAGAUUUCGUUCAGCCCAGAGAUGUUCAGGAGCUGAAGGAUGCUAAAACAGUGUUACAGCAGAAAAGCAGCCGACCUCCCGUCCCUAUCUCCAAUGCGACCAAGCGCAGCUUCCUGGGUAGUCCUGCUGCCAUGAGCCCAGCCGACCUGCUGCCACCCACCCAGCUGCCAGCUGAAGGCGGACACCGGUACCACCUCCACGCUGAGGAACCUGAAUAUCUUGGGAAAGGAACUUCCGCCUUCAGCCCAUCCCAUCCUUUAUUGCCACUGAGGCAGAAACAACAGAAAGCUGCCCAAGCGGAGGAUACCCCUGAUCAGCGACAUCGAUCUAAUUCUUUAACCCGAGUUGAUGGUCAGCCACGAGGUGCAGCAGUAGCAUGGCCAGACAAAAAAAACAGGCCCGUGUCCCAGCCAACACCCUUUACUCUCCAUCAUGCUGCAAGUUGUGACGUGGACCCUGGCUCCGGUGACAGUAUCAGCUUGGCCCGUUCCAUCAGCAAAGACAGCUUGGCAUCCAACGUUGUCCACCUGACCCCACAGAACCAGCCCCAUCCCACAACUGGAAAGACCAAUGGGAAAAGCCUCCUAAGCAAUGUCAACAUUGAGGAUGAGGAGGAAGAGCUUAUGGCCAUCAUCAGGACAGAUGUGUCUCCCCACUGUGGUGACCCAGAGGUCCCCAGGGCCUCACCUUGGACCCAAGGCCUGAUGGCAAGCGCGAGGUCUCCCCAAAGACAGACAGACACCCUGGAGGGUAAGCCUGACAGUUUUUUCUUAGAGCCCCUGAUGCCAGCAGUGCUUAGGCCUGCAAAAGAGAAGCAGAUUAUUACUAAGGAGGAUGAACGUGGAGAAGGGAGACCAAGGGGCAUCACGUCCAAGAGGGCCAAUGAGGGCUCCCAGCCCUCCCUUCGGAGGAGAGUGGCCAGCAGUCAUGGCAGUCGUGAUUUGAAUAGGACUUUCACCCCAAUCCCUUGUUCAGAGUUUGCUGCAAGCAUUGACCCCACAGAGGCGGGAUUGCGGUCAGCAGAAGCUAUAGAAGUGGAUGGGAGUCCUCUGGUUGCUGGUGGAUUCGAUCUGUUACCUCAGGGACAGGCUGCUGAUGGCUUCUUCCUUCAUGUAGGCAGAGCUGAUGAUGACACAGAGGGGAGAUUAUAUGUUAGUUCGCAGAGCCCCAGCUCUCAUGACUCAGAGCCAUGGACUAUCUUGAGGCAGGAUUCUGACUCUGAUGUGGUGGAUGUAGACGAUGCAGAGCAGGAUUUCAUUGGCGAGGACCAUCCUGUGGUUAUUCCCAGAUAUGCUGGUGAGGAAGAAUCGGCCAAGCUACAAGAAGAUAUGAAGGUAAAGGAACACGAAGAUAAGGAUGAUGCCAGUGGACGCUCAAGCCCAUGUCUGAGCACAGCCUCUCAACUCAGCAGUAUGUCCAUGGCGAGUGGCAGUGUGAAGAUGACCAGCUUCGCCGAAAGGAAGCUCCAGCGGCUCAACAGCUGUGAGACCAAGUCUAGCACCAGUAGCUCCCAGAAGACCACGCCGGAUGCAUCCGAGAGCUGCCCAGCCCCUCUGACAACAUGGAGGCAAAAGAGAGAGCAAAGUCCUGGCCGGCACAGCAGGGAUGCUGCCAGCCUGCUGGCGUCCGAGCUGGUGCAGCUGCACAUGCAGCUGGAGGAGAAGCGCAGGGCGAUAGAAGCCCAAAAGAAGAAGAUGGAGGCCCUGUCGGCACGGCAGCGCCUGAAGCUGGGCAAGGCUGCCUUUCUGCACGUGGUGAAGAAGGGCAAGACUGAUGGCACCCCUCAGCCACUGAGGCCUGAGCACUUCACAAAGGAGUAUGCACAGCACAAUGGGGAGGACUUUGAUGACAGUGUUUCUAAAGCUGAAGGAUUUCUCAUCAUGGAAGAGCAGAGAGAUCUCAGUGAGCCUCAAGAGGUGGACAGAGAAGGCCUGGCUCUCACCCAGCUUCAUAAACCCAAAGACCCAGCUGCUCUGCACGACAUAGAGAAGCAUAGGGUGAUCUCUGCUGCUCUCCUGGAGGACAGUGUCACUGCGGCUGUGGACGUGGAUGAGUGCGACCUGUCCAUUGAGAAGCUGAAUGAGACCAUCAGCACACUGCAGCAGGCUAUACUGAAGAUCUCCCAGCAGCAGGAGCAGCUUCUCCUGAAGCCCCCGACUGUGCCAACGCCAGGCUCUAAAAAUAACUCCCAGGAUCAAAAAGUGAAGGCCCCAAUCCACCUUGUCGAACCACUCUCUCCCACUGGGGUGGCUGGCCACCGCAAACCUCCCCGGUUAGGCCAAGGCCGGAACUCGCGCUCAGGAAGACCAGCUGAGCUGAAGGUUCCAAAAGACAGGCAGCAGGGCUCCUCCCGGAGCAAAACCCCUACACCCAAUGUGGAGACCCUCCCCCAUCUGCGGUCUUUCCCCCCAAGCAACCACCCACGGACCCCCUCAGACCCAGGUGCGGACAGUGCUGCAGACCCCAGCAGUGACCCCCCUGAGAAGUGUCUCUUUGACAGUUAUAGGCUCCAUGAUGAAAGCAACCAACGGACAUUUGUUCUGUCCUCUUCUAAAGAUGCUAACAUUAUAUCAGAACAGAAGAACUUCAAGGACGGUUUGGACACUGGUGUGAAAGAGGCAGGGUUGAACUCCUUGGCCAUCACAGGAAAAGAGAGCGUCCUGGUGGAAGAGCCACUGAGGAGCAAGGCCAACCUCAUUGAAGUGGACCUGUCUGACCUGAAGGCCCCUGAUGAGGAUGGACAGGUGAUGGGCCAUGAUGGCUCUGCAGAGCUCAUUGGGGACAGUGACCAGAAGCCUGGGGUUGGCUUCUUCUUCAAGGAUGAGCAGAAGGCAGAGGAUGAGCUUGCCAAGAAGCGGGCAGCCUUCCUCCUGAAGCAGCAGCGCAAGGCUGAGGAGGCUCGUGUUCGCAAGCAGCAGCUGGAGGCUGAAGUGGAGCUCAAACGGGAUGAAGCCCGACGGAAAGCUGAAGAAGACCGCAUUCGGAAGGAAGAGGAGAAGGCACGGCGAGAGCUCAUUAAGCAGGAGUACUUGCGGAGGAAGCAACAACAGAUUUUAGAGGAGCAAGGACUUGGCAAACCUAAAUCAAAGCCGAAAAAGCCCCGGCCCAAGUCCGUGCAUCGAGAAGAGUCAUGUAGUGACUCUGGAACCAAGUGUUCCUCCACUCCCGAUAACUUGAGUCAGACUCAUUCUGGUUCCAGCCUGUCCUUGGCCUCUGCAGCAACAACAGAACCCGAGAGUAUUCAUUCGGGAGGCACACCUUCUCAACGAGUUGAAUCCUUAGAAGCCUUGCCCAUUCUGAGCCGCAACCCAAGCAGGAGCACAGACCGAGACUGGGAAACGGCAUCGGCAGCUUCUUCCCUGGCCUCUGUGGCCGAGUACACAGGUCCUAAGCUCUUUAAGGAGCCCAGUAGCAAAUCAAACAAACCGAUCAUCCAUAAUGCUGUAUCCCACUGCUGUCUGGCUGGAAAAGUGAACGAACCCCACAAGAAUUCAAUCUUGGAGGAGCUGGAGAAGUGUGACGCCAACCACUACAUCAUACUCUUUCGUGAUGCUGGCUGCCAGUUCAGGGCGCUUUAUUGCUACUAUCCUGACACUGAAGAAAUCUACAAACUCACUGGCACGGGGCCAAAGAGCAUCACCAAAAAGAUGAUUGACAAGCUGUAUAAAUAUAGCUCGGACCGAAAACAGUUUAACCAGAUCCCAGCCAAGACCAUGUCCGUCAGUGUGGAUGCACUCACAAUCCAUAACCACUUGUGGCAACCAAGCGGCCCGGGGUGCCAAAGAAGACUCAGACUCGUAAGUGACCACGACACGGCAGGAGUCUGCGAGGAUGUGCCGACGGGAUCCGUAUUUAUUGUUUUCAUCCAUUUGGGUACGAAGUGUGUGGAGCCACAGACCUUUUAUACAGAGGCCCCCUAGACAACACAAGAAGAGCCUUCCUUCCUCCCCGCACACAGGAAUGCCGGGCGGGGAGACAGAGGAGUCAAUGCCAUGGUUUCUGUGGCCUGGCAGCUGUGGUCCUUGCUGUCCACUGAGACCCUCAGAUGGGGGAUGUCCACAGAGCAAGGUUCCGGGCUGUGCAUCUCCCUUACUUGAAGUUCUUCAGAAUAAUUUAAAUGUGAUCUACUCACUGGCCUCUCCCCUCACCCCCUUUGCACAUUGCCUGAUGCCCCACAGUGGGCAGCUGUAAUCUUUUGUGAUUAUAGGGCCGAGGCUUACUCUCGGGUCAGGGUGUUUGAAUGUCUUCAUAAAAGGAGCUCAUAUGGGAAAUCUUUUUCAUUUGAGAAACUGUAUGAUAUUUAUUGACUGUGUCUACUGCCAACCUUUAUAUCCAGUUCUAAGAUUUCUGAAAAAAAAAAAAAAAAAAUCCUUGUUUCUUGCUGCUCAGAAAAAGUUUACUGAAAAUACCAGUUCACUAAAAGCACUGAAAUUGGCAAAGUCUGUCUUCUGCUAAAAUGACGUUUACAAAUAUAGAGAUGAUUAUUUCUGACAUGCAAUCGUGAGGGUGGUGACCUGGGUACGACUAGCUGGUGCUGGCCACACUUAGCAUAGGUGCCAGGCCAGCCAUGGCCACCACUGAUUGAUUGGAAUUUUGGCUUAGUGCGUCGACGAUUUGCUCACUUUAAUAAAGACAGAUUUUGGUACAGUAGUGGACUUUCCCUCUGAGCAUGUUUCUCUCAAGAGGUGCUGCACUUGGGCUGACAGUUCCUUUGUGGUGUGUGACGUCCUGACUUGCCUGUCUCAGUUCUUGCUUCUGGAGGAGCAGCAUGCUCUGUGGGGUGUGCAGUCUCAGGUGAGGUUGGUCGUUUUGUUUUGUUGCCGCUUUAAAAAAAAUUAGGUGGUUAUAUGCAAUUAUUUCAG